This is a messenger RNA of Sinocyclocheilus anshuiensis, 497 nucleotides long. Its product is annotated as parvalbumin-7-like. The record is from RefSeq and is a predicted model, not a curated record. The coding region runs from base 90 to 419 and encodes 109 amino acids. The transcript is spliced from 5 exons. Gene Ontology annotation, cellular component: cytoplasm. Gene Ontology annotation, molecular function: calcium ion binding. NCBI's taxonomy places the organism in Eukaryota, Metazoa, Chordata, Actinopteri, Cypriniformes, Cyprinidae.
CUGUCUGUGCGUUGCCAGUCUUGUUCCUCUGCAGACCUGAACCUCCAGCUGAACCCGGGACUCCAGCUCACUCUGCAGCGGUUGUAGAAAUGGCGAUGAACAGCAUCCUCAACCCUGAUGACAUUAAGAAAGCCCUGGAUGUAUUUAAAGCUGUCGACUCAUUCGACCACAAGAGGUUUUUUGAGAUGGUCGGACUGAAGGCGAAGUCAGCUGACGAUGUGAAGAAGGCUUUCUAUGUCCUAGAUGCAGACAAUAGCGGCUUUAUAGAGGAAGAGGAACUUAAGUUUGUUUUGAAGCAUUUUGCUACAGAUGGGAGAGACCUGACCGACAAGGAGACCAAAGCAUUCCUGCAGGCUGCGGACAAAGAUGGAGAUGGAAAGAUUGGAGCAGAAGAGUUUACUGCUCUGGUUCGUGAAUAAGUGACUCAAAUACUUGGCCUGUUCAUACCUUAUGACCCUUUGACCUCAACCUCAGCGUAACGCCCCUGAAGCACAGAC